GAGUCAGGGUGUCUGCGGCCUUGUUACCCUCUAAGAAGCAACAGCAGUAAACCCAAAAAUCAGCUCGUCUUGCAGCUGUCUGUAAAUUUAGACUCUCUGAGCUCAGUCGAAGUGGGAACCAGACAACUGGGGACAAACUGGAGUAGACAUGGAGCCCAGAUUCAGUCCCAGGCUUUGCUUUGGGAGCUGUACUAGAUGUGGUGAAGCAGUGUAUGCCGCAGGAGGAGCCUGCAAGGCGAUGGGACAUUUAUUCCACAACACAUGCUUCACCUGCGCCGUUUGCAACAAACAGCUCAAAGGACAGCCAUUUUUCACAGUGUUGGGACAGAUCUACUGUGAGGAUGAUUUUUUGUUCUCUGGAGUUCACCCCCCUGAAGAAGUGUGUAACAGUUGUGGAAGUUCAAUCACAGACUUGGUUCUGCAGGCCCAGAGGAAAUCAUACCAUCCAACCUGUUUUCGCUGUGUGGUCUGCAGACAGGAGCUGGAGGGUCAGCCCUUCGCUGUCGACUCAGACUCCAGGGUUUACUGUGUCAUCGACUAUCACAGGAUCCAGUCUGCCCUUUGUGGUGCCUGCAUGAUGCCCAUACUACCAACAGAAGGAUCUGCAGACUCAAUUCGGGUAGCCUCAUGUAAAAAGUAUUACCAUGUAGAAUGCUACAGUGGUGAGGUUAAUCUUAUUUAAAGCAGACGAGUUUAUUACUGUAAGGUUUCACACAAUGUGCUAUUCAAAUAAAAUCUUUACUUUCUUGA
Messenger RNA from Girardinichthys multiradiatus, 750 nucleotides. It is a transcript of the gene limd1b, whose product is annotated as LIM domains containing 1b. Gene Ontology annotation, biological process: negative regulation of hippo signaling; cytoskeleton organization; response to hypoxia. Gene Ontology annotation, cellular component: adherens junction; P-body; nucleus. The coding region runs from base 149 to 682 and encodes 177 amino acids. The record is from RefSeq and is a predicted model, not a curated record. NCBI's taxonomy places the organism in Eukaryota, Metazoa, Chordata, Actinopteri, Cyprinodontiformes, Goodeidae. Gene Ontology annotation, molecular function: transcription corepressor activity. The transcript has 7 exons.